Aaosphaeria arxii CBS 175.79 is the source of this 1626-nucleotide messenger RNA. Its product is annotated as PLP-dependent transferase. NCBI's taxonomy places the organism in Eukaryota, Fungi, Ascomycota, Dothideomycetes, Pleosporales. Gene Ontology annotation, cellular component: cytoplasm. The transcript is spliced from 2 exons. Gene Ontology annotation, molecular function: carbon-sulfur lyase activity; pyridoxal phosphate binding. The record is from RefSeq and is a predicted model, not a curated record. Gene Ontology annotation, biological process: transsulfuration. The coding region runs from base 151 to 1506 and encodes 451 amino acids.
CUAUCAUCAUCUUUGCUCUUCCGCAAUUCUUAUAUCCAUCGUACAUUACUUUUCGUUUUCUUCUCCUUCUACUCAUUUACUCUCUAGAUUGGCAAUUGCCCAUAGAUACCCUCCCAAUUGCAUCGCCCUCGAGCUAAUCAGUCCACCGCCAUGUCGCCCAACAACACCCCUCUGUCCCCCGCUACCUACGCCGUCCACGCCGACGACCGCAUAAAUACCGUCACCGACGUUGCUCCCCCAAUCCACCCAUCCACCACCUUCCGCUACCCACGUAACCCUGAACAGCUUCAACCCGUACCCAAGGGCUCUGAAGAACAUGUCAACCUCACCACACCUCUCAUCUACUCUCGUCUCGCCUCCUCUAGCACCAACCGUCUCGAAACCAUCCUCGCACCGCUCCUAUACCCAGACUCUCCACCAUCCUCCUACGAAUCUCUUGGGAACCAUGUUGUCACGUACACAUCAGGCCUCUCUGCCUUUCAUGCCCUCCUCGUCAACGUCGUCCCCAAGGUGAUCGCCAUAUCCGGUGGAUACCACGGCUGUCACGGCGUGAUAUCCCUCCACACCAAGAUGCACAACCUCCGGACCGUAGACCUCCACGCCGACGAAUCCGCCUGGGACGCCGCGGGCCUUGGGAAGGGCGACAUCGUGCAUCUCGAGACCCCAUUGAAUCCCACGGGAGAGGCUUACUCCAUCGCCCACUUCGCCGCUCGCGCCCACGCACGCGGAGCCCUCCUCUCCGUCGACGCUACCUUCGGUCCCCCGGGACUCCAGAACCCCUUCGCGCUCGGCGCAGACAUCGUCAUGCACUCCGGCACGAAAUAUAUCGGCGGCCACUCGGACAUGCUCUGCGGUGUGCUCGCGACGGCCCCGACGCCGGAGGGAUACAAGCGCGCCCUCACCCUCCGCGACGAGCGCAUCUUCCUCGGCAGCGUGUUGGGUAGUCUCGAAGGCUGGCUCGGCGUCCGCAGUCUGCGUACGCUCGCCCUACGCGUCCAGCGACAGAGCGAAAGCGCGACGAACAUCGUCUCCUGGAUCCACUCCGCGCUCAAUUCGACCUCCACAUCGCCGGAAUCCGCACUCGUACGGAAGGUGAUAUCGCGUGUCACGCACGCCUCCCUCCAGGCCUCCACGCCCGAUGCGAAGUGGCUGCAGGAGCAGAUGCCGAACGGGUACGGUCCAGUCUUUUCAAUCUACACGCACACGCCCGCGCAGGCACGCAGCCUGCCGAGCCACCUCGCGCUGUUCCACCACGCGACGAGUCUGGGAGGCGUGGAGAGCUUGAUUGAGUGGCGGCGCAUGAGCGACGGCGGCGUCGACGAGCGGUUGUUGAGAGUCAGCAUAGGCGUGGAGGACUGGAGGGAUCUGAAGGCGGACUUACUGGCGGCUUUCGAGGUCCUGGCGGAUGGUGGUGCUAAGGGGAGCGAGGAGGCGACGAAGGAGGUAGUCGUGCAGACGGGCGGGCGGCCAGCAGAGGUGGCUGGCGCGGCGGAUGGUAGUAUCUAAGUUCUGAUUCAUAUAAAGGGUUCUAAACUAGAUAGAUAAAUACAUAUCACGAUCUUAUCGGACUUCAUCCAUCGUAAUUGAGCUAGAUGUGCAGUCCGACAGACGGCCUAUACCCACACU